AGUGAAACUAAGUUGGGCUUAAUCACAUGAUCAGAGAUUGCGAAAAAUGGGAGAGAGGAACAUGCCAACAGCCAGAGAAGAACAACAAGGAGUUAUUUGAGACGGGGAGAAAACCAGUGGCUGCUCUUCAGAAUUCCUCCAGCAAGAAACUGUUUUGAUACUUUUCAAGGAAGAAGAUCAGAGAAGUAGGAGAGAGGCCUCCAUUUUUGGUUGGGAUUAAAAACGAGAGUCAUUUUUUUGGUAGGCUUUCUGCCAUCAUGAAGACUUGGCUGGUUCCUCUGUGUUUGGCCAUUAUGGCCCUAUCGAGUCUUCAGCAGAAGUGCAUCGUUGACGAGAUAGAUAAUAGAAAUGAUAUAACACCUACUCCCUUUCAAGAGGCUGAGAGAAGUGAAGAAACCGAGCAAACUCUGGAUUCAGAUACCAACACUGAGGAUAAAGGACAGUUUGGAGAGGUGGAUAAUCAGUUCAAUUUAGGUGAGGAUGCACAAGGACCAAUAGCGGAAAAUGGAAAAAAUGAUACUAAUACUGUGACAAUCGAACAGACUGUCCCUGAAAAUCAGGAUCCAGAACUUCCAAAUGUCAAAGAAGAAUCUACUGAAGUUCCAACAGAAAGGUCAACCACGGCAAAUACUACCCCGAUUCCCACGGUGUCUGAUACCAGUUGCCCACCCGAUACAUGCUCACAGCGCUGGAAACCGUGGCCUACCUGUGACCAAUCCACUGCAGAAGAUGAGCAGAAGCUGGCUGAGGCUCUGUCCAGAUUUUCACUUGAGUUCUAUAAAAUAGCAGUCCAGAAAAAUGAUGGUAACAUGGUUUUCUCACCCCUUAGCAUCAUAACAACGCUUUCCAAUCUCCUAUUAGGAGCCUGUGAUGAAACUAAAGAUCGUCUUGAGAGUCUGCUGUUCUAUCCUAAAGAAUUUACAUGUGUGCAUAGAGCCUUGAAAGUACUUGGCAAGUCCGAAGCCCUGACUUCAGCUAAUGCGAUUUUUUACCAAUCAGCACUUAAGAUGGGAAGUGGAUUUCGUAAUCUAACAAGUACAUUCUAUCAAACCAAGCUGAAACUCCUUAGUAACAACACCAAUCAGGCAGUAACUGAUAUCAACUCAUGGGUGAGUGAACGUACUGGUAACAAGAUCAAGAAACUCCUGGAUGACCUAGAUGCUGAUACCCAAAUGGUACUCCUCAACGCUGUCUACUUCCACUCCAAAUGGAAAACUAUAUUUAAAAAAAAGAAUACAAUCUUGGAAGAUUUCUACCGUCCUGGUCUCCCUUCCAUCAAGGUACCCACGAUGACCAGUAAGAAAUAUCCAGUGGCCUCCUACUUUGAUCCCAAUUUGCAGGCUAAGGUUGCCCGGUUUCAGUUGCAUCACAAUUUGAGUUUGGUGAUCCUCAUCCCUCGCUCCCAGUUGACAAGCCUCUCUGAGAUAGAGGAACGACUCACUGCAACAGUCGUCAUGUCAGCUCUGAACAGGCUGAAGGCCUUGCCUUUGAAGCCAACAAUAGUAACCCUGCCAAAAUUUAAGCUGGAAUCAUCUCAGGAUCUUGCUGAAAUCAUUGGAGAAAUGGAUUUUGGGCUUUUCUAUGAUGCCGAUUUGUGUGGGAUCGCUCAAAAUGAACCAGUCGUUGUGUCCAGUGCCAAACACAAAGCUGUGCUACAAAUCUCAGAGGAGGGAGUAGAAGGAGCUGCCGCAACAGCAGUCAGCCUAGCACGUAUAGCCACAAUGUUUGAAGUGCAACAGCCAUUCCUCUUUUUGAUUAUGGGGGGUCAAGGGGUCCCAAUCUUUCUGGGACGGGUCACCGAUCCACUGGCAUCAUAAUUUUUCCAUGUCCUCCCAACUUCCAUUUGUGGGACAAAGCCAGCUUGCAGAUUGCC
Protobothrops mucrosquamatus (brown spotted pit viper) is the source of this 1873-nucleotide messenger RNA. It is a transcript of the gene SERPING1, whose product is annotated as serpin family G member 1. Gene Ontology annotation, biological process: negative regulation of endopeptidase activity. The transcript is spliced from 8 exons. Bases 258 to 1817 code for a protein of 519 amino acids. The record is from RefSeq and is a predicted model, not a curated record. Gene Ontology annotation, molecular function: serine-type endopeptidase inhibitor activity. Lineage: Eukaryota; Metazoa; Chordata; Lepidosauria; Squamata; Viperidae.